AUGUAAAGUCUGAAUAGUUUUUAAUAUGAUCGAGAUAAAAUUACUAAUCCUUAAGUCGAAACAACAAUGACAAAAUAGAAUAUAUAGAUUGAAAGUGAAACCUCUCUUUGUUUAUUAAAUAAUAAGAAAGUUGAAAUAUAAAGUCCUGAUAUUGGUUCUAAUAUAAUAUUUAAGCCAUUUGCUAAAUUAAUAUUAUAUUUCCAUAUUGCAUCAUUUGUGAUUAGAUUUUAAAGAUAUUUUAAACCAGAUGGUUCAUUUAUGGAUAAACAUUUUUCUAUAAUUGGAGAUAAAGGAUCAGGUAAUUCAAAAGAUUUUUUAGCUUUCAAGUCUAAAAAGCCAUCUUUAACUGUAGUUAAUUUUGAAUCCAUUUCUUGGAAGGUUCAUAUACCCUAUUUGUAUCGGCAAUAUAAAAGAAAAUUAGAAUUUUUGGCUAUUAAAUGCUUUAAUUAAAUUCCAUUAAUUGAACCAACAAACAAAAUAAAAAUGAUUUGGGAUAUAUUGCUUAAUCUUAUCAGAAUUGAAUUACUAUACUUAAUCCCAAUCUUAAUAACUUAUGAAAAAUUAUUAGAUUAAUAUCAUAUAAUUUUAAUUAUCGCUUCCUUUUGCUUUUUGAUAGAUAUGGGAUUGAAAAAUAUAACUAUAUACUUUGAUUAAGGCCUUCCAAUAAGAGAUAGAUAUCAAAUUUUACAUAACCAAAAUAUGUUUUUUUGUUUAAUUGAAUUUUCAGGAUUAAUGGGAAUGUUUAUAUUUGCUUUGUUUUAUAAUUUUUAUGAUGAUGUAUUCAUAUUAAAUGGUGGAUAUCUAAAAUUAGUACUUUUAUUAGUAUUCUAUUAAAUAAAGAAUAUUUUAGUAUUUAUUGAUAAUUUGUCUUAAUCAAUGUCAUUUGGUAAAGCAACCUCAGCAAUAAUAGAAUUAACUAGAUUGCUUGGAAUAUAAUUAAUAUUAUAACAUUUAAGUUCUUGUUUAUGGUAUAUUCUAUUUUUAUAUUAGGAUAAUAAUUGGAAGAUAUUGUCUUUAAAAUGGAAUAAAGAAUUGGAUUGAAAUAAGUUAAUUGACAGAAAGUAGUUGGGAUGAUAUUUACAUAGAAUCCCUGUAUUUUAUAAGCAUAUCUAUGUUUACUGUAGGAUAUGGAGAUGUCCAUCCAAAUAGUAACUAGUUUUAAUAAUUUAGAUAAAAUUGAGAAAAUCUUUUCUAUUUUUUUUGUAUUUCUAUGUGCAUUUCAGCUUUCUUAUAGUUUAGAUACAAUAGGACAUUUAUUACAAUAACUGAAAAAGACAAGUGAAUAAAUAAAUAAGAAAUUAACAUUUAUUAAUUAGUAUAUGCAUAACAAGAAUAUUAGUAAGGAACUAUAAGUUUAAGUAAGAGAAUAUUUAUAAUACUUUUGGUAUUAAGAAUAAACUAAACAAACAUUAUAAUAAUAAAAGAUCUUAAAUUAAUUAUCUGAUGAUUUAAGAAGAUCAUUGGCUUAUGAAUCAAAUAUUCUUGUAUUUAAGAAAUGUAAAUUAUUAAGUUAAGAGUUUUCUUAAAAAUUUUAAAAUGAUAUAUUAAAAUAGUUAUCUUUUUCUAAUUAUUAACCUAGUAUAUAAAUAAAUACACAUAUUGAUGGUGAGUUCUUUUUACAUAUAAUUGAAUCAGGGAAAGUUAAUGUAUAUGAGAAAAAUGAAAAGGAUAAUCAUUUAACUUUAAUGGGAACUCAUAAAGAAGGAGAGUGUUUUAAUUUAGAAUAAUUUUUAAAAUAGGAGAAAUAAGAUAGAUUAGUUUACAAAAGUGCUGGUUUUGUUAGUACUUUAGUUAUUCCUUUUAGUUUAUUUUAUUAAACACUAAAAGAUUAUUAAAAUGAUUUAGAGAAAUAUCAAGACAUUAAAAAUUAAAUUUAAUAAUCUUAAAUCUAAUUGAAAUAAUGUGUUUCAUGUGAUUCAAGAAGACAUUAAUCAGAUUUAUGUAGAUAAGUUCACUAUAUACCUGAUAGAGAAAAAGUUUUAAAAUCAUACAUUUAUAAUUAAUGUUAAGAGAGAUAAUUUUUUGUUAGAAAUAGAAAUAGGUUGAAAAAUUACUUCAGUGCUAAAGUUGAUAUAGAAUUUUUGAAGGAAGCAGCAAAUUUAGUUAAAGUUAGUAAUGAGAGUCAUGCAUUUCUUAAAUUUCAAGAUUUAGAAGAAAUUAAUAAUGAUGAGAGUAAACCACAUCUUAAAAUUAAACAUGAUGCUGAUUCUAUUUCUCUUUUAAUUAAAGAAUUUGAGAGUAAAAGUUAUAUACCUGAUGGAAAUUCUGAAUUAAAAUUAUAAUAAUCAUGUUCUCGAUCUAGAGGAUUAAAUUAAGAAGAAUUUAAUGUUAUUUAAAGUAUUAAUUAAAAAUUAAGAAAUAAAUAAUUAUUUACUUCUCAUGAUAUUGAAUAAAUGGAAUUUACAAUUAAAAAAUUAGAAUUAAAUUAUAAUCAUCAAAUUAUUUAGGAUUUUGAAAAAUUAAAAGAAUAUAAAAUAUAUAAUGUUCAUCAUAAUGUUUCAUAAGUAUUAAAGUUCUAAAAUUAUCCUAUACGAAAACUUUAAUAUAAUAAUUCAAAUAGUUAUGAAACUUGUUAAUUAAGUUAGGCUAGUUAUUUAUUAAAAUACUUAUUAUACCCAUUCGAUUUUAUAAAUUAGUAUAGAGUUUCAAACUUGAACGGUAUGAAAAGAAGUGAGAAGAUUUCGAAAGUACAAUAAAGAUAAAGAAGAAUGUCUAAAGAAUUACUAUUAAAAAGAAUAGGUAGAAAACUUAUAUUUAGAAAAGCAUUGCAGAUUCAUCCUGCCAAAUGA
Paramecium pentaurelia is the source of this 2789-nucleotide messenger RNA. The record is from the annotation of a GenBank genome assembly. NCBI's taxonomy places the organism in Eukaryota, Ciliophora, Oligohymenophorea, Peniculida, Parameciidae.